Molecule: messenger RNA, 1161 nt
Organism: Alternaria postmessia
Lineage: Eukaryota; Fungi; Ascomycota; Dothideomycetes; Pleosporales; Pleosporaceae
Exons: 3
Coding region: 1-1161 (386 amino acids)
Biological process (GO): ergosterol biosynthetic process
Molecular function (GO): C-4 methylsterol oxidase activity; iron ion binding
Source: RefSeq, a predicted model, not a curated record
AUGAACCAAGUUCGUAACUGCCCCUACGUCAUCGCUCACAUCGCAAUCAAACAUACUUUACUACUCCCAAGACCUAAGAGCAUCAAUUAUCUCCACUUAGGGAACGCCUUCAGCAUGGGCGCACUGUUCUCCUCCAUUCUUGCGCCUAUCGCUCUGCCGCUGGGCUCAUUUUUAGCCAUUCCUAUGCUGUCUUCGUGGUCGACAGGCCUGAACCUCAUCUUCCUUUCAGUCGCAUGGACGACAAUCGCGGCGUCAUAUUCUCCUCUUCAACUUGAGCUGGUUGCACCACUAGUUCUACGGCUAUCUCUCUACAUCAUCCCUAGCCUGAUCUUCUUGCUAUUCGAUAUCGGAGUGCCCAGUCUAGCAGUUGAGUUCAAGUCGCAAGGACAAUGGGGCAUUCCAAGCAACCAGAAGGGAGGCGCAAGAGCGAUGAGGAGGGUUAUAGCAUGGAGCUGUGCGAACGUGCUGCUUGCUGUUGCACUACAGGCGGCCAUGGAGUUCUUGAUUACCGAUGUACUACGAAUGAGGAGUCUCCUGCUUAUCAAAGGUAGCAAGUGGGGGUUGAAUCACCUGCCCAACCCGUGGACGAUGGUCAAGCAUGGCAUUAUCGGGCUUUUAUCACGCAACAUCCUGCAAUACUAUGUCCACACACACGUGCUUCACUCGCCGACUGGCGGUGCACUCUCGAACUUGCAUCAGAGCUGGCACCAUAGCAUCAAGAUUCCAUACUCCUUUGCUGCAAACUACGACCACCCCAUCUGCCACCUCUUGCACCGCUUCCUACCCCUUUACCUUCCGGCAAUUGCUUUACGCAUGCAUAUCCUUACCUAUUUGAUUCUGGUCGCUGUUUUCAGCUUAGAGGAGACAUUUGUGUACUCGGGAUAUAAUGUUCUACCUUCGACCAUCAUGUUGCGAGGUAUGGCGCGACGUGCCGAUGCGCACAUGAUGAGUGAGGGAGAGGGUAAUUAUGGAUGUCUGGGUGUCUUGGACUGGUGCCACGGCACGACACUGGGCAAGGAUGUUGUUGAGGACCUCAAGGCAGAGAUGGAGAAGCAUAACGUGGAGGGCAAGGCGGGGAAGGCUAUAGACGGCGCGGGGGACGCAGCGAACGGGCUAGCGGGCAAGUUUGGCAGGGCUAGAAAAGGGAGAGGAAAGAAGUAA